AUGACUUUAUUAUAUAGAAUAUCUGGGUCGUUUGCCUUGAUGUCAUUCUUAGGUGCAUUGUUUGUUAUUGUAACCUUUGGAUUGUAUAAAGAUUUAAAGAGACACCCAACACAGAUGAUAUUCUACUUGUCUGUUUGUGACUUGGUGUUUAGUUUCAAUCGUGACUCCAUUGCCAAGUCAGGCGACGGCACGUGCUGGCUAAAGAAUCGUUCACUCAUCCGACUUACUUUCUUCAUUCCGUUGCUCACCUAUAUAGCGUUGUCAGUUGGUUCACUCAUUACUACCUUUAUCUACUCUCGCGGUACCUAUCACAGCUACGAUAAAGGCAGAAUGGGAAUGUUGAUUCGUAUGAGUUGUUACACUUUUAUCUUUAUCAUCUGUUGGCUGGGACCGUUGAUUCAUCGUGUCUAUCAAUGGAUUGAACAGGGCACAAAGAACAACAACAAUGAGGAACUAGACAACAGUUGGUUUAUGUAUUUCGAUGCGAUCGGUGUAUCGAUCCAAGGAUUCUUCAAUGCGAUGAUCUGGCUGACCAAUCCACAGUUCUUCAAUGCACUGAUAAAGAAUCUACAGAAACUGUUGCCUUCCUCCGAUAUCCUGAGUGACGAGACUAUACCGUUGUUCACAACACUUGCCGAUCAAUCGCAAGAUCCAAUUCAACUCGCCAAGAUACUCCGACAGAAUAUUAUCACUUGUUGUCUCAAGGGUAUUCAACUAUCGGUGCGAGACAACAACAACGCAGACGACAUUAUAUUAGACGAAAACAAACCAUCGACACAACAAACAGUAUACAAUGAAACCGAUCUUUUCAACCAAGAACUAAGUUCAACGCCUCAUUCCAAUGUUUUAAAGAAACAUAAAUUCAAGGAUUAUUCUCCUGCUAUCUUUGCAAAGAUUAGACAACUUCAAGGUAUUUCAAAUGAACAAUUUCUUGAAUCAUUUAAUUGUCAUAAAUUCUUUGAUAAGUUAUCUAAUCAAAAGUUUUCAGAGGGUAAGAGUGGAAGUUUCAUGUGCUUCACACCUGAUACCCAAUAUCUGAUAAAAACAAUCACCGCCGAUGAAAGUAGAUUGUUAAGAAAGUUAAUAAUACAUUUUUACAAGUAUUUCCAAACAAAUAAUCAAUCUUUUCUUACAAAGUUCUAUGGUUCAUAUAAAGUUGUUAUGCCAAAUGGACAUUUUGUAUAUCUAGCUAUUAUGUCUAACGUGUUUAGUAGUUCAUCGGUAAAGAUGACUGAACGUUAUGAUAUAAAGGGAUCUAGUAUCAAUAGAGGUGGAAAGUAUGAUUACAAUAGAUAUAAUACACUUGGUUUGGAUCUAGAUUUCAUCAAUGUUAGAAAGACUCUAUCAUUAUCAGCGAUCGAUAGAGAAACCUUGAUUAAACAGAUGGCCAAUGAUUCAGAGUUUUUGAAAUCACUCAAUAUCAUGGACUACAGUUUACUCAUUGGAAUCAAACCAAAGCACCAAACAUCACCUUCAACCACAUCAUCGACAAUCAACAACCUUUAUCAAACAGUAUCACCUUCACUCAUACCGAAACACAUUAGAUUUGAACUAGAUCAACAACAAAAUCAACAGAAUUCACCAUUAUCUUUAUCAUUACCAACAAUCUUAACAAAACACGAGAGUAAUGCUAAUAAUCCAGAUGAUAAUCAAAUGAAUAAUAAUAAUAAUGAAUACAUAGAUAUAGAUGAUAAUCAUAAUGAAUUAAUUAACAAUAGUAAUAGUAAUAGCAGCAAUAAUAAUAAUGGUAUUAUAGAUGUUUUACAGUUAUACGAUUUUGAAAAGAAGUCAGAGAGAUUCUUUAAAGUAUACUUUAUGAUGAAGAAUAGACAUGAAAUAUCGUCUGCACCUCCCGAGUUCUAUCAAGAGAGAUUUAUGAAGCGAAUCACACAAAUAGCAACCGAUGGAGGGCAUUUGGGUAAAAAUGGUUCAAAAUAUACAAUAGCGUUAUUAUCUAUCUAUGAAUUUGGGAAUAGAGGGGUUGGUAUAAUACUAUAUAUAUUUAAUAAUAAUUAA
Molecule: messenger RNA, 2016 nt
Organism: Heterostelium album PN500
Lineage: Eukaryota; Evosea; Eumycetozoa; Acytosteliales; Acytosteliaceae
Product: phosphatidylinositol phosphate kinase family protein
Exons: 7
Coding region: 1-2016 (671 amino acids)
Biological process (GO): phosphatidylinositol metabolic process
Molecular function (GO): phosphatidylinositol kinase activity
Source: RefSeq, a predicted model, not a curated record